Episyrphus balteatus (marmalade hoverfly) is the source of this 2960-nucleotide messenger RNA. Its product is annotated as zinc finger protein 189-like. The transcript is spliced from 4 exons. Gene Ontology annotation, biological process: regulation of DNA-templated transcription. NCBI's taxonomy places the organism in Eukaryota, Metazoa, Arthropoda, Insecta, Diptera, Syrphidae. Gene Ontology annotation, molecular function: RNA polymerase II cis-regulatory region sequence-specific DNA binding; DNA-binding transcription factor activity, RNA polymerase II-specific. Bases 362 to 2887 code for a protein of 841 amino acids. The record is from RefSeq and is a predicted model, not a curated record.
CUAUUUCGGAUUUUUGUAUGACAAUUGAUGAGAGUGCAAAAGAGAGAUAUAUACACAUUUAUUUUGUAUACAUCAUUUCGCUUAUUUGUUUAUGUUUACUCUGUACUUGAUGUUCUUUGUGCGAUUGCUGCCACCGCCCAAGCACCCACCUGUGAGAUCGUGCAGAGCAGCAUCUGAUUUUAUAAAUUUAAAUAAAUAAUAUUUAAAAUCGGUAUUUUUUCUUGAAUUAAAGUUAAUUGAAUAGUGAAGAUAAAAAAUUUUCAAUGGAAUUGUAAAUCGUCUGGAGGUUCGAAAAGAAAAAGAUUGAAUAGGCGGUCUGUCUAAAAUACUUACUGAGGAGGAUGAUGAUUGUUGGUUUUUAAUGGAUGAAAUAUUUAACGUAAAUACCAGCAUAGCAUUGGAGGAGGAUAAUGCUUGCUUGGAAAACAUUCUUGAAGACCUUUUAAACAUUUCAGAAGAAACUGAAAAACUUAUUGCUGAGCAAUAUCCUUACUUAAAAAUUGAUUCAAUCACAACAGAUGACUAUCUCGGUGAUAAUAUCCACAAAAAUGGCGACAAAAAAAAGUCAUUUAAAUGUAAUGCAUGUUCAAUGACCUUUUCACAUCGUUAUCGAAUGGUACGGCAUCUUGAAACGCAUAGCCUUAGAAAAGUUUUGGAAUGCCAUCAUUGCGAAAAAAAGUUUAACCAUCGAAAUUCCCUUAUUCUUCAUGUGAAGAGUCAUUUUCGAAAAUGCCGACAGAACAAAUGCCUAUUAUGUAAUAAACUUCUGGUGCAUAAAUGUGUUGAAUGUAAUAUGGAAUUCUAUGCUAGAGUGCAGCUAAGAAAUCAUAAAAAAAUGCAUAAUAGCAAAGGAAACUUAAAGUGUGAAUUUUGCCAGAAAGAGUUUGCUUUGCAAAGACAUUUGACACUGCAUAAAAAGGUGCAUUUGAGGACAGAAGAAUUCAACUGUGAUAGAUGUUCGAAGAAGUUCAACAAUCGAAAAACUUUCAAGGCACAUCUAAUAUGCCAUUCAGAGGAAAGAACACAUGCAUGUGGAGUGUGUGGUUCGAAAUUUCAGCGAAAAAAUGCUCUUACUGAGCAUCGAAAGUUGCAUAAUAGUGCUAAGGAGUAUUCUUGUGAUCUUUGUGAUCGCAAGUUUGCACAAUUUGCUGGAUUGUAUAUUCAUAUGAAAAUGCAUUCACUGUCACAUGUAAACCAAUAUGUUCUACACAACCAAACUCUCCACUCUCCACAUUCACUCUUGACAGCUGCCACCAAAAAUUCUAGCUUUCAAAAAAAAAAGAAGAAAAAAAAACUGCCCUCGUCUUUCGCUUCGCUUGUUUAUUGUAAUUUUUCUAAAAAAAAUACGAGCCAGACUAAUAAAUUUAAAAUUGUUUACCUUUUUAAUAAUUAUCCUUCGAUCAUGUCGAAAUUUGUUAAGAAAGAAAAACAAAGCUCAUUUGCCGAUGAAGAUAACAUCAAAUGUGGCGAAAUCAUGUUCUCAAAUAAUACAAAAUUUUGUUUUUCAUGUGCGUUUUGCCAAAAAAACUGCGACAAAAUUCAGGAAUUCUAUCGGCAUGUUCUUUAUGAUCAUUUAAAUUAUCUCGAGGAAUAUCAAUUCGAUGAGGACCUUGAUUUUGUAUCAGAAAAAAAGUUAGAUCAAAGUAAAACAACAAAAGAUGAUAAAACGGAAUUUAUUGAUAUUGAUGUUAUGGAAGGUUCCAAUAAGCCAGAGCUGAAGAAAAAUAACGGUUUUAGUAAUCACUUUGAAGAAUUUGUCACUCAAAACAUUCCCAACAGUGUAACAAUAAAAUCUGAAGUAGAAGACGAAGAAGAAGAGGAAGACAUUGAUUAUAAAGAAGAAAUAGAAGAAUUCGAAUUCUUUCUUGAAAACGAUCAACCAUCACCAGUAACAAAACGUACACAAUCGCCCAUAUCCAACACAAAUUUUAAUGAUAUUCUACACAUCGAAUUCCUAGAAGAACCCAUCGAAAAUGAAUAUGAACCCGAAGAUGAUGAUAUCGGUGAGAUUGAUUCUAUUAAGAAUGAAAGUCAAGGAGAAGAUGAUAACAAUGAAGAAUACGAAGACGAUGAAGAAGCCGAAGGCAACAACUCCCCUGCAGAGUAUUCAAAUGCAAGUGAAAAUGAAGACGAAGAUGUUAACACUUUCAUGAUAAAGCGUCAAGAUGACACCAAAGAAAACAACUUUAAGUGUACGUUUCCGCAUUGCAAGAAGGUUUUUGUAACAAAGAAUGGCGCCAAGCGGCAUAUUCAAAACAGUCACACACAGAACAAGAAGCAAGUUACCUGUUCAACGUGUUUUAAAAACUUCAAUAACCAAUCUUUGCUUGACAAACACAUCAAGUUGCGACACAUGGGCUUUAAACCCCAUGAAUGUGAAAUAUGCGGCCAAUGUUUUUCGGAUAGGUCUAAUCUGAAUGUGCAUAUAAUGCGUCACAAAGGAAUUAAACCACAUGCUUGCUCUAUCACUACUUGCCAGAAACGAUUUCAUUCGAGCACGGAGUUAAAACUUCAUAUGAGAUCGCAUACUGGCGAACGUCCUUUUGUUUGUGAGCUGUGUGGUAGAGAGUUUUCCAAUUCUGGACAUUUGACUAAUCAUCGGAGGCGACAUUUUGGUGAGAAGCGAUAUGAGUGCGAUGUCUGUCAAAAGAGAUUUUUCGAUCGUAAGCUUUUGAAUGAUCAUAAAGUGAUGCAUUCCGAUGAGAGACCUUUUGAAUGUCUCACUUGUGGGUCCAAUUUUCAGAGGAAGAAAGCAUUGCUGCAGCAUGAAAAACUACACAGCGAUGUUAAAGAGUAUACGUGUAAGUUAUGUGGGAAAUCAUUUGCUCAAAACGCAGGCUUAUAUUCACAUAUGAAGGGUCAUAGGAUAGGUUAUAAUCAAAAAUAAAUAAUGAUUGUUUUUUUUUUUUUUCUAAAAAAGAAAAUAAAUAAAAAAUACAAAAAAUUAAUGCAAUAGAAUA